UCUUCCUUUACCUGUUGACUGUUGUUGGCUGUAGCGUUAUCCUUUGUUUUAGAUUCGGUAACAACAAUGGCUACAAUGGUGACGCAAGGGCCUUGGCUGAAGAUUGCUUCCGUAUCUCAGCCGAAAUCAGUGGCGAAAUCAACGGAAUUAGGGUUUCUCACUUCUCAACUCAGCGGCGUAAGAAUUUCAUAUGGUUACAGUGAUGUCAUCAAUCGCAUAGCUUUACCUUCCGCUCCCUCUCUUCUUCAACCCAUCGUCGCUCGACGAAUCUGCCCUUUUACUGGGAAGAAAGCAAACAGAGCAAACAAAGUGUCUUUCUCAAACCACAAGACGAAGAAGUUGCAAUUCGUUAACUUGCAAUACAAAAAAGUCUGGUGGGAAGCUGGCAAACGUUUUGUCAAACUUCGUUUAUCAACCAAGGCCUUGAAGACCAUUGAGAAAAACGGGCUCGAAGCUGUUGCCAAGAAAGCUGGUAUAGAUCUUCGCAAGAAGUAGAAACUGUAGAUUCAUCUGAUGAUGAGAUGAGGUAUGUUUAUGUAGUCUUCUUUUAGGCAAUAGUUGAGCUUUGUCCCAUUCUUGGCAUUGCCCGGUUUGUUCAAUCCCUAAUGUCUAUUCCAUCUCUUCUAGCAUUGCCAAACUAUUUAGAUGAUUUAAAGCAGUGGUUUGAAUCUUUUUUCAGUAGAAUCAUUGAAAUGGUAAAAUGUUUCAAAUCCAACUUUUGUAGCUCUUGUCACCAGAAUGUUCUUGAUCAUUAAUUAAACCAGGAUUUCUCCUGUGAUUUCAUCA
Messenger RNA from Camelina sativa (false flax), 786 nucleotides. The record is from RefSeq and is a predicted model, not a curated record. NCBI's taxonomy places the organism in Eukaryota, Viridiplantae, Streptophyta, Magnoliopsida, Brassicales, Brassicaceae.